AUGGACAGCACUGCUCUCCCUGUCAGUACACCCGCAGCUGCCAAGCUAGUUAAGAGAAAUUUCCUGGAGGCUCUAAAGUCAAAUGACUUCGGAAAAUUGAAGGCCAUUUUAAUCCAAAGGCAAAUAGAUGUGGACACAGUUUUUGAAGUUGAAGAUCAGAAUAUGGUUUUGGCAUCUUAUAAACAAGGUUAUUGGUUGCCUAGUUAUAAGUUAAAGUCUUCUUGGGCAACAGGCCUGCAUCUCUCUGUCUUGUUUGGUCACGUGGAAUGUCUUUUGGUACUACUGGACCACAAUGCUACAAUCAACUGUAGACCCAAUGGGAAAACUCCUCUUCAUGUGGCUUGUGAAAUGGCCAACUUGGAUUGUGUUAAGAUCCUUUGUGACCAUGGAGCCAAGCUCAAUAGCUACUCCUUAAGUGGACACACAGCUUUACACUUUUGUACAACUCCAAGCUCCAUUCUCUGUGCCAAGCAAUUGGUUUGGAGAGGGGCGAACGUGAACAUGAAGACCAACAACCAGGAUGAAGAGACCCCCUUGCACACAGCAGCCCACUUCGGCCUCUCGGAGCUGGUGGCCUUCUACGUGGAGCAUGGGGCCGUAGUGGACAGUGUGAACGCCCACAUGGAGACGCCCCUGGCUGUCGCCACCUACUGGGCCCUCCGCUUUAAAGAGCAGGAGUACAGCGGGGAGCAUCACCUCGUCUGCCGCAUGCUGCUCGACUACCAUGCCGAGGUCAACGCCAGGGAUGAUGACUUCAAAUCUCCGCUCCACAAGGCAGCCUGGAACUGUGACCACGUGCUCAUGCACAUGAUGCUGGAAGCGGGCGCUGAGGCCAACCUCAUGGACAUCAAUGGCUGUGCGGCCAUCCAGUACGUGCUGAAGGUCACCUCUGUGCGGCCUGCCGCCCAGCCUGAGAUCUGCUACCAGCUACUACUGAACCAUGGGGCUGCUCGAAUAUACCCUCCACAGUUCCAUAAGGUGAUACAGGCUUGCCAUUCCUGUCCCAAAGCAAUCGAAGUUGUAGUCAAUGCCUAUGAACACAUCAAGUGGAAUGUAAAGUGGAAACGGGCUAUCCCUGAUGAUGACUUGGAGAGAUACUGGGAUUUUUACCACUCUCUCUUCACUGUGUGCAGUAACUCUCCAAGGACUCUCAUGCAUUUAUCGAGAUGCGCCAUCCGAAGAACGUUACACAACAGAUGUCACAGAGUAAUUCCUCUGCUUUCCCUCCCAUUGUCAUUGAAAAAGUACUUGCUUUUAGAGCCAGAGGGAAUCAUUUAUUAAGCCUUAUGAGACAGAGGUUCCCAAUCCCAGAUAUUUAAGUGGACUCGCCGGGUAGACACCGUUUACAUAAAUAAAAUGGUACUUGGGUUGAUUAUAACACUUCAGGGAUUUCAAAACACUUUACAAACACUAUGUCAGGUCAUUGAUCGUAGGGUUUCAUGGUGAGGGGAGAUAAAGAAGCAAAGCAAGAAUGUAUCCAGAAGGUACAGACAGAACAAUAAUAACUAACAGGAUUACUAUAGGUGCUCUUACUAGGUGCCUGAUAUAUUUUUGUAAAAUGUUCCUAUAUUAUCUCAUUUGAAAUGGGACCCAGAGUUUCCUACAACCAAUCCCCCUUAUCAGUGAUAAGUUUACAUUACUCUUCAUUUGGCAAAAUAGCAGGCUUUGUGAUCCGCCUCUGAAUCUUGGUGCCUUUCCCCCAUUCCCACUUGGCAGAUUAUUACUGUUGCUGGUUUUGCACACUCCUGUACCCACACCGAACUCCUCACCUUGUUCUUAGCGAAGAAAGCAUGUGAAUGUAGUCCAAACGGGGAGAUCUUUUAUUCAACUUAGAAAUGAAAAACGAAGGCCAGUCCACUUAAUAGUCAGAAAUGGACAUUUCAACACACUCUCACUGAGCCAGAGACUGGAGAUGCAAAGAUGAGCCCGAAGCAAGGACUCCUGCCCUCCAGGAUCUCACCAUUCAGCAGAGGAUCUGGACAUACAAGUAGGGAACUGCAGGGUCAAAGGUCAGGGGCAAGAGUACAGGUGCUGACUCAUUCAUAGUGCUUGCCUUCCAAAGCCGUGUUUCUGACACUAAGUGUGGUUUUCUUUUAAGCAUGAAGAUGAAGUGAAGGGAUUGUGUGAUGUGGGGAGGGGGAGUGUCUCCUGCUGCUGUGAGUGGAAAUGUAAUCACUUUAAGUUUCUCCACCCAUCUAGGUAUUGUUUUAUUUCAGCAUGAUUUCCUGUUUAAUGUGAAGGGAAAGACUUAAGUUUAUUACAUUGGUCUUUUUAUGUAACAGACUGACAUUUCAGAGUAUUUUUGCUAGAAGGUCAGGAGUGCUUUGCUAGCAAUGGCUGGCUAUAGAAAGCAAAGAAAAAGACUUUAUUUUUUAAAUGAUAGAAGUUUGAAAAUGUUGGAAAGAGAAGUAUGUUAGACAGGCUUGUUAGUUAGUGGUUUGCUGAAAGAGAAAUAUAGAUGAUGGACGUCUGGACCUCAUGGUUUAUGAGGCCAGCUUGCUUCUUUUUUUUUUUUUCCUCUUGCUGAUUGCUUAGUAAUGCUUUUUAGAUGUUAGAGCAGAAGUCAUAAAGCACACACAAAUCAGUUUGCCACUUGUGAGCAGGUUUCUUUCAUUUGUGUGGUUCUCCAUCUUAUUUAACUUUAGAUGCUUGAGUUUUGAGUAGAGAUGGUCCUAUAUAAUAAAAGGCUAAUAUGCAAAUCAACCAAACAGCAGAAAGACCGGUCACUAUGAUGCACACUGACCACUAGGGAGCACACGCUCAAUCAAU
Messenger RNA from Myotis myotis, 2769 nucleotides. It is a transcript of the gene ASB4, whose product is annotated as ankyrin repeat and SOCS box containing 4. Bases 1 to 1281 code for a protein of 426 amino acids. Lineage: Eukaryota; Metazoa; Chordata; Mammalia; Chiroptera; Vespertilionidae. Gene Ontology annotation, molecular function: protein binding. The transcript has 5 exons. Gene Ontology annotation, biological process: intracellular signal transduction. The record is from RefSeq and is a predicted model, not a curated record.